Molecule: messenger RNA, 4653 nt
Organism: Onychostoma macrolepis
Lineage: Eukaryota; Metazoa; Chordata; Actinopteri; Cypriniformes; Cyprinidae
Exons: 2
Coding region: 325-1452 (375 amino acids)
Molecular function (GO): catalytic activity
Source: RefSeq, a predicted model, not a curated record
GGACCAAAAACUGUUUGGUUGCACACAAUGUUCAAAGUAUAUUCUUUUAUGUUCAACAGAUGAAAGAAAUUAUUACAGGUUUGGAACAACUUACGUGUAAACGAUGACAAAAUUUUCAUUUCUGAGUGAACUAUCCCUUUAAGCCUCACGUCACAGAAGUCAGUUAACUCUCAGCACAUAGAAACUUUUUCACCUAGAUAUCACUCUAUAGAGACUGUGUCUGUUCCCCGAACUAGAAAAUACAGAAAACAUCCAAACCAAAGUAAUAGUAACAAUUUAAUUGAUGUUCAACAAAUAAAAAACAGAUAUAAUACAGAUAAACAAAUGAUAAAGCUUGACUUAUUGAAUAUUAGAUCCCUUUCUUCAAAAGCACUUUUUGUAAAUGAUAUGUUCACUGACCAUAAACUAGAUGUGCUUUGUCUGACAGAAACCUGGCUAAAACAAGAUGAUUACAUUACUUUAAACGAGUCUACACCCCAAGAUUACUGUUACAAACAUGAACCGCGCCCAAAAGGUAAAGGGGGAGGUGUUGCUGCAAUUUAUAGCAAUAUUUUCAGUAUCUCUCAGAGGUCGGGUUUCAAGUAUAAUUCGUUCGAAGUAAUGGUGCUUCAUAUAACGUUAUCCAAAGAAACAAGUGUUAAUGAUAAAUCCCCUGUGAUGUUUGUACUGGCUACUGUAUACAGGCCACCAGGGCACCAUACAGACUUUAUUAAAGAAUUUUCUGAUCUUCUAUCGGAGUUAGUGCUGACUGCAGAUAAAGUCCUAAUCGUUGGUGAUUUUAAUAUCCAUGUUGAUAAUGAAAGAGAUUCGUUGGGAUCAGCAUUUAUAGACAUUCUAAACUCUAUUGGUGUUAAACAACACGUGUCAGGACCUACUCAUUGUCGAAAUCAUACUCUAGAUUUAAUACUGUCACAUGGAAUUGAUGUCAGUGGCAUUGAAAUUUGGCAGCCAAGUGAUGAUAUCUCAGAUCAUUAUCUAGUCUCCUGUAUAUUUCACAUAGCUAAAGCUGUAAAGCCAACUCCUUGUUACAAAUAUGGUAGAACCAUUACCUCUACCACAAAAGACUGCUUUAUAAAUAAUCUUCCUGACUUAUCUCAGUUCCUCACCAUAUCCAAUAGCUCAGAACAACUUGAUGUAACUGAAACUAUGGACACUCUUUUUUCUAGCACUUUAGAUGCGGUUGCUCCUUUACGCUUAAGGAAGAUUAAGGAUAAGAGUCCAACACCGUGGUAUAAUGAGCACACUCGCGCCCUAAAGAGAGCAGCCCGGAAAAUGGAGCGCAGCUGGAGGAAAACUAAAUUAGAGUCCGUAUCCGGUCAGAUGGUGGAUCAGCACCAAGAGAUGAUGUCUACAGCCCUGAUCGUCAGCGGAGACCAGGACACCCAGAUGACCCACAGAGACAUAUCCCCAGUGAAAACCUCGAUUGAAUACAAUAAAAUAAAAAAAAAAUAACAAAAUAACUAAAAUAUAAUAAAAUACCUAACUACAUAAUACUACUAUUGUUAGAAAUUACAACAAAAUUAAAAUAGAAAUAUAAACUUUUGAACUGCGGGUUUCGUCUGGUCAGAGGAGAACUGACCCCCGACUGAGCCUGGUUUCUCCCAAGUUUUUUUUUUUCUCCAUUCUGUCUCAGAGGGAGUUUUGGUUCCUUGCCGCUGUCGCCUCUGGCUUGCUCAGUUGGGGACACUUAAUUUCUAGCGAUUAUCGCGUGAUUUGAUUGCACAGAUACUAUUUAAACUAAACUGAGCUAGACAAUGACAUCUCUGAAUUCAAUAAUGAAAUGCCUUUAACUGAAAAUUGAAAAUUGAGUGUUUAAUCUUAUUAUACAUUACUGACACUCUAUCCUCCAAUUUGAUACUGUUAAGUGCUUUGACACAAUCUGUAUUGUUAAAAGCGCUAUAUAAAUAAAGGUGACUUGACUUGAAAGUCAGACAGUCCACCGUGAGCAAACUUCUCUGCAAACUGCGCGUUCAUCAUUAGUUAGCUACCAGACAGACCCAUUGAUAACUUUCCCAUUCAGCCCUACAUCUGGAAAGCCUUGUGUUCAAAGGGCAGAUGUGAGCUCUAGAUGUUUUAAACCGCUUUCUUUCUAAACAAAGACGCCAAAAUGAAAUCAUGCACAAAUGAGCUUCUCUAAUACUUCUUAAGAAAUUCAAUGUGUUGGCCUUUAUGGGACAAAUCAUGUCCCGUAUUGAUUUGAUACGGGAUGCAUCAUUUUGGCUUUAAAUACGGGAUGAACCCUAGAACAGACGAAUCCAGUAAAAGUGGAACUGAUAACUAAUGGCUGUAGAUUCAAAAUCUAGAAGAGAUGACUGAUUGUUUACCACUGAAAGAUCAUUUGUUUGAAAUUAACUUUAGUCAAAUGUAUUUGAAUCAACUGUAGCCAGCUUUAUGAACUGUUCUAAAGUGUGAACCAAAUAGCCCAUAUAACUAGCCUAAAAGUGUGAACCAAAUGGCCCAUCCUGUCAGGACAUCAUAAGGUUACACUAUCAUUGGCUCUCCAUGGGGUGUUAUUGUGUUGCCUGUAGCACAUUUGUUAUCAGGUAUAAAGGUCUGGUCUCAUAGACAGUACCUUGGGUUAAGAUUGUUGAAGGAUGACAUGCUAACAUCACUGCUGAAGAACUGCUACACUGCUACCUUCAAUAAAUUCUUCUCCCCACAAGAACUUUGGUCAAGCUUACUUAUUUUAUGUAUUAGAGAAAUCUAGUACAUUGGCGAGCCACCCAAACUACUGCUCAGCCAAAUACAGCAAAAUCUAACAAUUUGGCGAGAGCCAGCCAGGAGAGACUGACAAGAAGAGAACUCACCAACUGCAACAAGAAGUGAACAAAAGAGUUUUGGAGAUUCUACAGUUUUUGUGUUGAAGAUCAACAGACCGCACCUGUGGACAUAAGUUAUUUGAAUCAACUGGAUCCUGUCUCAAAUAUCCUAAUUUGGUGAGUGAAACUAUCAGCUCUCUAAAAGAACUUAAAGAACACUCUUUCAUAAGUAAGCAGAUCAUUUGAUGUAUGUAGUGUAACCAUAAUAACCAGUGUAGCGCUGUUUAAGAAAUUUUGGCUUAGGCCUUUCUCUUGAGUCUGUAGGAACCUUUUAAGUGAUUUAGUUAAUUCUCCUGAGACUGUAGGAGCUAUAGAAAAAGUGAUUAUAGCUUGGUCCUGUUCUCUUGAGUAUGUAAGAAUCACUUAAGAAAGAGGUUUAGUCCGUUCUCAUGAGACUGUAGGAGCCAUAGAUGUGUAAUUAUAGGCUUCGUCCUGUUCUCUGGAGUCUGUAGGAAUUGUUUAAGAAACAAUUUAGUCCGUUCAUCAAGACAUUGUAGAAGCAGAGGCUUGGUCCUUUCUCUUUUUGUUUGUAGGAAUUGUGUAAAAAACAAAAAAAACAAAAAAACAAUUUAGUCCAUUCCAGAGACUGUAGGAGCCAUAGAUAGCAUUGGGGCUGAUGUUGCUGCAAGAAUUGGGAAUUCUUGACUGGGUGCUAAUUCAGUAGCCACUAUUUUAGAUAUAAAUAAUUUUCCAACUUGGUUAAAAGAAGAUGGGCAUAAAGCCAUGACAUUAUAAGUUUGUUUGCCUUCUGUUGAAAGAUACAGAAAGAAAGAUAUAAAGUAAAUUGUCUAAGGGACAAAUUUGAAGCAAAGUAAUUCAGCCUUCUGAGCUAGGAUUCAGAAAGAAUUGAAGUCUUAUCACUCAGGAUUUGUCAGAAAAUUAGCCUUAAUGUAAAUGUUUUGUUUUAAAUGAAGUAUUGAAAACUGAGUUAUAAAAAUAUUGAUUUGUCUGUGUAACUGAAAUGGUCAGUCUAACAGACUGCUGUGAAUUUAAAUCAGAAUAAGCACCUUUUUACGGCUCUAACAACUUUUGUUCUGUUUUCACACCUCUGAGGGCACUUUUCCUGUACUUUCCAUGGCUGAGUCUGCACGAAACAAUGGUAAUGCCUCUGCUCUGAGACCAACAACAGAAAGACAUGGGACAGAACCUCCAAAUGUGACCAUUGAUCAGAUGUUGGACAAUCUGAAUGUAUAUUUGGACAAAAGGCUGGGACUGAGGGAGUACCAUGAUGAUAUGUGCCAGAGGUACAGCAUUAAGCACUCAGAGAGUGGACUAUGGGCAUUGCCGGACAUUAAAAGGGCUUAUGGAAAGACACAGCGCUUAUGGGCAACCACCAAGAAAGAUGGAUGGUCUGUGAUUUUGGUCAAACAAAUUAUGCAGCAUCUGCAGAAGUGUAAGACUGACAAAUUGCAACAUGAGAUCAAAGCAGAGAAAGCAAAAGUUCGAGCACUGGCUGAACAAUUGCAGAAUGUAAAGGACAAAGAAAGACUGUUAAUUCAGAAUGACAAUUUGCUAACUUUACUCUCCAAACAACUCGAAUCAAAAUCGUCAAGCAGCUCUGAUGACAGCGACGCAGACAUCAACACACAUGCUGGAAUUACAAAGAAUAACUUGAAGGUUAGACUUGCUCCUGUAAUUGUCAAGAACAGAAGAACUGAAGUUGAAAUCAACAAUGAGGAGGAGUAUGAGGAAAAUGGUGAACUACGAACUCACACUGUAAAGAAGUUGGUAAAGAAAUAUGUUCCAUGCAGAACAUACCAGCCAGCUAUUCCAGAGCAAGUUGACAAAUGGUCAAAAGAAUUGCCAGAUGUGUACAAGCAACCACGGAAAGUUU